This is a messenger RNA of Papilio polytes (common Mormon), 1321 nucleotides long. Its product is annotated as putative inactive cysteine synthase 2. The coding region runs from base 215 to 1222 and encodes 335 amino acids. NCBI's taxonomy places the organism in Eukaryota, Metazoa, Arthropoda, Insecta, Lepidoptera, Papilionidae. Gene Ontology annotation, molecular function: cysteine synthase activity. Gene Ontology annotation, cellular component: cytoplasm. The transcript has a single exon. The record is from RefSeq and is a predicted model, not a curated record.
CAUUGUACACUCCGCUUUAAAUUGGCUCAGUAUUGCUUCAGCUUAUUUUGCGCCCGAGUGUAGUUACGACUCCACGGAACCGUGUGCACUCUCGUCGACCUUCGUGGCCCGUUUUGAUUUAAACAAACACAUGUGUUAGCAACUAUCAGUUUGAUUUGAGACACGUUCGAGUAAUUUACUAUUACUAAACAAUUUAUUAUAUACAGUCUUACAAAUGAUGGCAGCUGUUAACGGUGUUAAUGGAGUGAUCAGUGAAAACGGUGUCACUAACGAAAUCAAAGCAUCAGCCCUAGACCUCAUCGGCGAAACUCCGAUUGUCGCUCUUGACAGAUUGUACCCGGGUCCUGGUCGUAUUCUGGCAAAAUGCGAGUUUAUGAAUCCGGGCGCGUCAAUUAAAUGCCGCUCAUCAUUGUACAUGAUACGGAAGGCGCUAGAAAGCGGACAGCUAAAACCCGGCGGAUCCGUCCUGGAAGUGACUUCUGGUAACCAAGGCUGCGGACUUGCGGUAGUAUGCGCUGUGCUCGGUCAUCCUCUUACACUCACCAUGUCCAAAGGUAACAGUGCUCAACGAGCGAUACAUAUGGAAGCCUUGGGCGCAAAGUGCGUCCGGGUUCCUCAAGUGGAAGGCACAUACGGUAAUGUCACUUUAGCUGAUGUCAAACAAGCCGAAGCAGAGGGGAUGAGGCUAGUCGAUGAGCUCGGAGCCUACUUUGUAAACCAGUUUAAUAAUGAAGCUAAUGCAGAUGCACAUUACGCGACGACGGGACCUGAAAUUUGGCGGCAAACAGGACACCACGUAGAUGUUUUCGUAGCUACCGUAGGAACCGCCGGUACAUUCACGGGCACCUCAAAGUAUUUGAAAGAAAAGAAUCCAAAUUUACUAUCUUUUGUAGUGGAACCAGCCGGCUCGGAGCCUAUCAAAGGAAAGGAAAUCACGAAACCAUUGCAUUUACUUCAAGGAUCUGGUUACGGGUGUGUACCAAAUCUCUUUAAAUUUGACUAUAUGGAUGGCACAGUUAGCGUUACAGACGAAGAGGUCAUAAAGUACAAGAACUUAAUUGGUGAGAAAGAAGGUUUGUACGUCGGUUACACGAGUGGUGCUAACGUGGCCGCCGCUGUGCAUCUUCUGCAGUCAGGAAAGGUACCAAAAGACGCGUGGGUGGUGACUACGUUAAACGACACAGGAUUAAAAUAUACCCCUGUACCCGCUGAAUGUGUAUAGAGGUUUGAAGGACAGAUUAUACGGUUUAAUACUAAUUUAAUCAAUAGAGUAUAUUAUUAUAAUUAUAAAAUGUUAUUUAUUAUUAUUCCAGUAAUGUUU